Funneliformis mosseae is the source of this 1035-nucleotide messenger RNA. The record is from the annotation of a GenBank genome assembly. NCBI's taxonomy places the organism in Eukaryota, Fungi, Glomeromycota, Glomeromycetes, Glomerales, Glomeraceae.
AUGUCUUUUGAACAAAAGGAGAAAGAAUCCAUUAAAAUCACAACCGAGAUCGAGGAAACUGCAGAAGCUUCAGAACUACAACCGACACAACAACAAAUAACGGCAAACGUUAAUGAUGACGAUAGCAACGACAACAGCGAAAAUAAAAAUAAUCACAAUGAUAGCGCACCACAAACAAGUAGUAAAUUUAAGAAGUUCGUAGUUGGUAAUGAAGAAAGUCCCGAUGAUUAUAAUUAUUCGACAUCGCAUGAAAAUGCCAAAGAUGUAGUGGAAAACCAUAGGGAUACAAAAUCAAGGUAUUACAAACCUUAUCCAGCAGAGGAAAUUGCUAAAAUUGCAGAGGAAAAAAGAAAAGCUCAACAAAUUGAGAGUGAUGAUAAAGAACCUGUAAAAGAUACGGUUAAUACUAAUCAUACGAGCGCAAUUCAAAUUCAAUCGGAAUCACAAACGCCACAACAACAAACAAUUCAGCAACCAACACCUAAAGAAGAAAAUGCCAUUAGGACGAAUUCAUUCGAAACGUCAAAACCCACAUCGGAAUCACAUCAAGCAGCAUCUCCUGUUGCCACGACAGUAACUGCUACAACACAACAACAACCUACAACAUCAGUACCUUUGGCAAAACAAUCCAUUCUUAGCACUCCAGCAGAAUCACCGGAUUCAACACCAAUUCCAUCACUUUUAGAAAAUAUUCAUGACGCUUCUUACCAUUUUCUUGCAGAUGACGAAAAUUAUUUAAUUCAUCCGCGCAAUCAAUUAAGACUAACCAAAGUUAUUGAAAGGAUCAACAGAGAACAUGCUGCUAUAUUAUUAUGCAGAGAUCCAAUUAUUGAGAGCUUACAGAGAGUUUGGCCAAAAUAUGUUCAAGAACACCCCGAGGUGCUGGAUGACGAUUUUGGUGUGGGAUAUGAGGAUGCAAAGGAUUGGGGGGGAAUAUCUGACCACGGAAAGAAUUCGGAUCAAAUCGUUUCUAAUUCAAUUAUAAAUAAUGAAUUGGGUGUUGUUGAUUCUAUGAAUUUACGUGGGAUAAGAUAA